Molecule: messenger RNA, 491 nt
Organism: Dibothriocephalus latus
Lineage: Eukaryota; Metazoa; Platyhelminthes; Cestoda; Diphyllobothriidea; Diphyllobothriidae
Source: the annotation of a GenBank genome assembly
CAUGCCCCUACGCGAUGUCCUGUCGUCGUUUAAGCAUGAAUCCAGGUGAGGCGCUGAUAAAGGAGAGUAGCGCGCCGUCCAGGGAAAAUCUCCUGAAACCGUACUUCGACGAGGACAGAUGCAAGUUUCGCCAUCUCACAGCAGAACAGUUUUCUGAUAUUUGGAGUCAUUUUGACCUUGACGGGGUUAACGAAUUGCGUUUUAUUCUGCGUGUGCCAGCCAGCCAGCAGGCCGGCACAGGUCUUCGAUUUUUUGGCUAUAUUAGCACAGAAGUCUACGUUCACAAAACUGUGAAAGUUAGUUACAUUGGUUUUCGGAAAAAGAAUAACAGCCGUGCAUUACGCCGUUGGAAUGUUAACAAAAAGUGCAGCAACGCUGUUCAAAUGUGCGGAACGUCCCAAUUACUGGCUAUCGUCGGCCCCCACACACAACCACUGACGAACAAACUUUGCCACACUGAUUAUUUGCCUCUGUCUGCCAAUUUUGCCUAG